Malaya genurostris is the source of this 1445-nucleotide messenger RNA. RefSeq lists its product as uncharacterized. The record is from RefSeq and is a predicted model, not a curated record. Bases 1 to 1332 code for a protein of 443 amino acids. The transcript has 2 exons. NCBI's taxonomy places the organism in Eukaryota, Metazoa, Arthropoda, Insecta, Diptera, Culicidae.
AUGGCCAUCCCUCUUCUAGCUUCUUCAAGCUCUUCUAGCUCUUCUAGCUCUUCUAACUCUUCAACCUCUUCUAUCUCUUCUAUCUCUUCUAGCUCUUUUAGCUCUUCAAGCUCUUCUAGCCCUUCUAGCUCUUCUAAAUCUUCUAGCUCUUUUAACUCUUCCAGCUCUUCUACCUCUUCUAUCUCUUCUAUCUCUUCUAGCUCUUCUAUCUCUUCUAUCUCUUCUAGCUCUUUUAGCUCUUCAAGCUCUUCUAGCCCUUCUAGUUCUUCUAACUCUUCUAGCUCUUUUAACGUUUCUAACUCUUCUAAUUCUUCUAGCUCUUCUAGCUCUUCUAGCUCUUCUAGCUCUUCUAGCUCUUCUAGCUCUUUUAGCUCUUCAAGCUCUUCAAGCUCUUCUAGCUCUUCUAGCUCUUCUAGCUCUUCUAGCUCUUCUAACUCUUCAACCUCUUCUAUCUCUUCUAUCUCUUCUAGCUCUUUUAGCUCUUCAAGCUCUUCUAGCCCUUCUAGCUCUUCUAAAUCUUCUAGCUCUUUUAACUCUUCCAACUCUUCUACCUCUUCUAUCUCUUCUAUCUCUUCUAGCUCUUCUAUCUCUUCUAUCUCUUCUAUCUCUUCUAGCUCUUUUAGCACUUCAAGCUCUUCUAGCCCUUCUAGUUCUUCUAACUCUUCUAGCUCUUCUAACUCUUCUAGCUCUUUUAGCUCUUCAAGCUCUUCAAGCUCUUCAAGCUCUUCAAGCUCUUCUAGCUCUUCUAGCUUUCUAGCUCGUCUAACUCUUCUAGCUCUUCUAACUCUUCUAGCUCUUUUAACUCUUCUAGUUCUUCUAGCUCUUUUAGCUCUGUCUGCUCUAAGAGCUCUUCUAGCUCUUCGAGCUUUUCUAACUCUUCUAGCUCUUCUAACUCUUCUAGCUCUUUUAACUCUUCUAGUUCUUCUAGCUCUUUUAGCUCUGCCUGCUCUAAGAGCUCUUCUAGCUCUUCUAGCUCUUCUAGCUCUUCUAGCUCUUCUAGCUCUUCUAACUCUCCAACCUCUUCUAUCUCUUCUAUCUCUUCUAGCUCUUUUAGCUCUUCAAGCUCUUCUAGCCCUUCUAGCUCUUCUAAAUCUUCUAGCUCUUUUAACUCUUCCAACUCUUCUACCUCUUCUAUCUCUUCUAUCUCUUCUAGCUCUUCUAUCUCUUCUAUCUCUUCUAGCUCUUUUAGCUCUUCAAGCUCUUCUAGCCCUUCUAGUUCUUCUAACUCUUCUAGCUCUUCUAACUCUUCUAGCUCUUUUAGCUCUUCAAGCUCUUCAAGCUCUUCAAGCUCUUCAAGCUCUUCAAGCUCUUCUAGCUCUUCUAGCUUUCUAGCUCUUCUAACUCUUCUAGCUCUUCUAACUCUUCUAGCUCUUUUAACUCUUCUAGUUCUUCUAGCUCUUUUAGCUCUGUCUGCUCUAAGAGCUCUUCUAGCUCUUCGAGCUUUU